GGAGCAAUCCCUGUAACCUUUUACAGAAAAGGCGUAGCUAAGGUGCGCAGCGACAAAGACAGCGAGCCCGAAACCUAUGGGGAAGGAAUAAAAAAAGAAAUUCAGUAUCGUCGCACUCUGUACGUAAAGACCAUCAUUUUCGGAAGAGCUCGCUGCCCCGGGGCCUCGGUAAAGACACCGAAAUUUGACGGCAGCGAAGGCGGAUUUUAGCCAGCGUAAAGCCAUUGAAUUCGUUGAAGAAGACUGUGGCAACUGGCAGAUUUUCCGUUGGACGCUCUGUAGGCUAGGGUAUAGCGAGGGAGCCGCCAUGGCAGUCGGAUCAUUGAGCCUCCACAUCGGGAUAUGAAGAGAAACUGCAUGCGUCCCGAAUCGUCAAGAAAACGCCGCAUUUACCUGUGAUCCGCACCGGAUCAAAGCUCUUAACAUCUGAACUCACCCUACUUCAUCUUUGUGAAAUUGAUUCCGCUUCCAGAAAGAAAUCGCAAUUGGUUUUAAUCGGGGGGCCACAGGGAGAGGCCAGAUUCAUGACUAUUUUAGUCGGAGACGUGUCUUCAAAGGGCCGCUGAAAGAAAACCGGGAAUAUAAGGAAGAAACGAUGCUCUGAUUGACCGCUGGUGGGAAAGAAAGGGUAGUUUAUUAGGUGAUAAGAACUAGUGUGAAGGAUCGUGGGAUUUCUGCCUGUCCUCCCCGUGAAUUACAGUGAUAUUCAUUUACUGGCAUCCUCUUUGGAUGAGAAGGGUCGGCGAAUCGAUCAGUCCUGCCGUUUAGCAAGUCACAGUCUCCGAGUCGAGAGAAUCAAAGGGAUUGGAUCAUGUCGGGUCGGCCCAGGACCACAUCCUUCGCGGAGAGCUGCAAACCAGUGCCGCAGCCCUCGGCUUUCGGCAGCAUGAAAGUCAGCAGGGAUAAGGAUGGAAGCAAGGUAACAACAGUUGUGGCCACUCCGGGCCAAGGCCCCGACCGGCCACAGGAGGUGAGCUACACGGACACUAAGGUUAUUGGCAAUGGCUCGUUCGGCGUUGUCUACCAGGCUAAACUCUGUGACUCUGGAGAGCUGGUGGCCAUCAAGAAGGUCCUGCAAGACAAGAGAUUUAAGAACCGUGAGCUGCAGAUCAUGAGGAAGUUGGACCACUGCAACAUAGUCCGCCUGCGCUACUUCUUCUACUCCAGUGGAGAUAAGAAAGAUGAAGUGUAUCUGAAUUUGGUCCUGGACUACGUUCCUGAGACUGUCUACAGAGUGGCCAGACACUACAGCCGAGCCAAACAGACGCUACCCAUGGUUUAUGUCAAGUUGUACAUGUACCAGCUGUUCAGGAGCCUGGCCUACAUCCAUUCGUUUGGGAUCUGCCAUCGGGACAUCAAACCCCAGAACCUGCUGCUGGAUCCAGAGACCGCUGUGCUCAAGCUCUGUGACUUUGGCAGUGCUAAGCAGCUGGUCCGUGGAGAGCCAAAUGUGUCCUACAUCUGCUCUCGCUACUAUCGAGCCCCUGAGCUCAUCUUUGGUGCCACUGACUACACCUCCAGCAUAGAUGUGUGGUCAGCCGGCUGUGUACUGGCAGAGCUGUUGCUAGGGCAACCGAUCUUCCCCGGUGACAGUGGAGUGGAUCAGUUGGUUGAAAUUAUCAAGGUUCUCGGCACCCCAACCCGAGAGCAGAUCCGGGAGAUGAACCCAAACUACACUGAGUUCAAGUUCCCCCAGAUCAAGGCACAUCCUUGGACUAAGGUGAGUCAACAGGUGUUCCGGCCGCGUACCCCUCCGGAGGCCAUCGCCUUGUGCUCUCGCCUGCUGGAGUACACGCCCACGGCCCGCCUCACCCCUCUAGAGGCCUGCGCACACUCUUUCUUUGACGAGCUGCGCGACCCCAACGUCAAACUGCCCAACGGGAGAGAAAAGCCCUCCCUCUUUAACUUCACCACCCAGGAGCUAUCCAGUAAUCCCUCUUUGGCCUCCAUACUCAUCCCUGCCCACGCCCGCAGCCAGGCCGCCGCCUCGACCCCAACCAAUGCCCCUGCCACCACAGAUGGUAGCAGCACAGAGCGAGGUCCCAGCACCACCACCGCCUCUGCCUCGGCCUCCAACUCCACCUCCUGAGCCCGCAGACCAACUGCCCCGUCCCGGUCUCAGCCCCAGCCCAUGGCCUCUCCAUUGCCCCGGCCAGGGGGUGAGCUGUCCUCAGCUCUGCUCUGCCCUGUUCUCCUCCCUGACAGCAGCGGAGCGAUGCUGACACAGUCCGGGUUCAAGAGCUAGACAACAGCCCUAUGAGACCACGACCACAAACCAAGCAUCCCUGAUCUGCCUCUUUUAUCCCCGACUGGCCCCUCAUCCAGCUGUUUGAACUCUACUCUAUCCUCCAUCAAAGAUGUCUCUCCGUGCUCUUUCAACGGGGAAGCAAGGUGCAGGGCCAGAGGUGUUGUCCACUGUACUAUUGAUAAAAGUACACUGUACAUGUAUACACAAUGCUAGCCUGCUAAUGUUUGUAAGAGGACAAUGUGUAGAAAAAGUCCUAAGCUGUUCCCUUUGGCCCUCUCCCUAAAUCCUUUUGUCCUCCCCCGCAUUGUUCCAUUUCUCUGCAUCCUCAUCUUCAUCCUAUGAACUCUGAACCCUGUGUCCCCUGGCCGACCCCCCCCCCCCCCAGUUGCUCCUGUAGUGCAUGUCCUGAGUAUGGUUAGGAUCACCUGGGGGUCACCACGCCCUCUUACUUCUCAACCUCCACUUCCGCAGACAAGGCAUGAGGCUCACACACGAAUAUACAAACAUACACACACAUAAACACACACACACACACGUUAACACACACACACACACACACACACACACGGAUGCAUGACGAUCCUGAAGUAUGUGGAAGAAGCAGUCCACUUGCGGGGGUAAUGUUUGGACAGGUUGUUUUUUUUUUUUUUUUUUCCUUUUUGUGGGGAGGGGGGGUUCUUUGCCUGGGGUUGUUUUUAAAUGGUUAGCAAGCUGUUUUACUCGACCUUGUUUUUAAUUUUUUUUUUUUUUUUUGUACUCCUGGGCAGAUGUUUUUGGAUUGCCAUGUGCGAUGUGACAUGUAUCUGGUCCUGUGUGCUUGUAUAAUAUAUACAUACAAUACAAAACAAACAUGCAUACAUACACAGUUUAUAUAUUACUUUUCCUUAUGUAUAAAAAGUAUAUAUAGAUAAAUGUAUAUUAACUACAAUGGUUCAGAAAUCAUUUAUGGUGAGCUCAUAUCUGGCAGAGCAGUGGCAAUAUUUGCUGCUGCCUAAAGACAAUAGAUUUAGAUAAGGUGGUGUUUUGUUUUUUUGUUUGUUGCUGGAGUGUGGUUAGAUUCCAGCAGUCACUUCCCUGCUCUCCUGUGUUGUCUGUAUUAAGGCUGUAAAUGGAUUUAGGGCAUUGCUCUAUUCCGUCUUUGUACCGACUGUCUGUAACAGUGUUUCUGUGACAGUGCAGCAUCUAGACAAACAUCUUCCCCUGUCUAGAUCUUCCUCUUUCUCUCUCUCUCUCUCUCUCUGAAGAUUUCAAGAUGUUUCUUAACACUUUGCUUUCCUCGACUCUUUGAGAAGUCUCAGCGGUGGUUCUUGGCUCACCCCUGGCUUCCUUAUGUGUUGUGACCACUGACUGAAGUGUUAGCCUAGCGUUCUUCCUCCUCCACCUGCCGCACAUAGAGCCACUCGGUACAGUCUGUUGAAACGUCUUAUUUACAGAGAAUACUCACUACAUUUAAAAAAAAGAAUAAAAGAAAAAAAAAAAAGAAAAAAGCAGAAUUUGUAUAUACAGUAUAAAUGCUCCUCACCAAAACUUGUAUGACUUGUAUGUUGUUUUUUAUGUUGUUAUGUUGAUUAUUUUUUCCAUGUUGUGUUCAAGGUAUGUAUAUAUGCAGACCCAUGUACUGUUGAUGAGCAAAAACAAAGAUGACAAAGGAUAGAGAGAAAUAAAAAAGCUUAAAAAAAAACUAAAAAAAAAAAAGCAGAAUCAGGGCAAAACUGAUGUUGUUUAUGGAUAUUGUAGAUGACGAUAAUGAUCAGCUUUAUCCAGCCAUAUGUUCAAUCUUACCUGUACAGUACAGUAGAUGACAGCUGUAUUAUUGUAACAAGAAAUAGUCAUGUAUAGUGUAACUAUAGUUUGGAGUGCCUUUGCUUUCAUACACCUUCGCCUUGUUUCCCCCAUCACCAAGCCCCCCCCCUCCCAAAAAAAACCCGCUAUGGUGACUCUCCCUUUGGUGCUGUUGAAUGUCCUGCUAUCCUGCAACAAGCUCACACAUGCACACAAACACACACACACUAUUCCACUUGACGUUCAAUCCCCUCCACUUGUACGUCUUUCCCUUUUUCGCUGCACACUUAAUGUAAUAUACAGACAUUGUUAAUUGUAAGGAUAUUUUCCUUAACUGAAGAUAAAGUAGACAAGUGUUUAUUUUAAUAGAUGUUUUAUCUUGGAUACACAUGCACGCACAAACGUGUAUACCACAGUCCUGGCACAGACUCCCGGGCAUGAAGUGGGUGGGGUGGGGGGGUUGUGGAUGGCAGCAGGGGUUUAAAAAAAAAGGGCCUCAUAUACUGUAUAUAUACAAUACAGUGCAGAUUCUGUAUUACUCGCAGUGUUGGUCUGUUACCAAAGCCAAACUAUGAUGUAGUUGUGAUGAGCCAUCCUCAGAGGCAAUAAUGUAUUCUGACUCUCUUCUUCUCUCUAUGGAUAUUUUGUCGUUUCUCCUCCCUGUCUGCAUAUUCGGGGGGAAUUCAGUAGCACCUAAAGGGGUCAAGUCAUGUAGCCUUUCUCCUGUCUCCUGCUUGCUGUAAUUUAGCAUUCAUGAACGUGUUGUUACCCUCCACCAGAAAGUCUGACCACUUCACCCUACCCCGAACUCCAGUUGAACAAAAACACCAACAAAAGCUACCAAAAAAGAAGACACGCAAGUCUAUAUAUACUAGUAUAUUAUUAUACUAGCAUAUAUACUAGUUUAUUACGCUAACUGGGGUUAAAGAAAAGAAAAAUCAUAGAAAAUACUACAAAAACAUCCUGUAUAACAGUACUACUACUUGAAUGCCUCUGUUUGUGACUGAAAUUUUUAUUUCAUUUGUUUUUUUUUUUUCUUUUGUUCUGUGAAGGUAUGCUAAAUGUGCGCCUCUGUAAAUAUUCCCUCUGCGUGCUCUGAGGAAUAGUUCCCUGGUACUGUAAUUUGCAUUAAAUAAAGAGUAGGAUAGCCUGGAAAUGAUACAACUCU
Messenger RNA from Xiphias gladius (swordfish), 5198 nucleotides. It is a transcript of the gene gsk3ba, whose product is annotated as glycogen synthase kinase 3 beta, genome duplicate a. The coding region runs from base 812 to 2089 and encodes 425 amino acids. NCBI's taxonomy places the organism in Eukaryota, Metazoa, Chordata, Actinopteri, Istiophoriformes, Xiphiidae. The transcript has 11 exons. The record is from RefSeq and is a predicted model, not a curated record. Gene Ontology annotation, biological process: regulation of microtubule cytoskeleton organization; regulation of neuron projection development; negative regulation of canonical Wnt signaling pathway. Gene Ontology annotation, molecular function: protein serine/threonine kinase activity; tau-protein kinase activity; ATP binding. Gene Ontology annotation, cellular component: nucleus; axon; cytosol.